UGUCAUGUCCUUGUGUCCGCACGACUUUCUUUUCCUGCUGCUUUUCUAUUCUCCUCUCCACCUUGCUGACGUGCUACAGGUAAACUCUGCGGGGAUUUUGAUCGUCUCCGAACCUGCAGAACCGUCCGCACAGAAAGCGAAAGUCAGCGAGCGGACGGACGCACCUGCGCUCGGCCACAGUUGGAUGUUUUUCGACAGGACGAGAUGUCAGACAUGACGGAUGAUGCUCCUGGUGGAAACCCCUUCGAGGACAACGUGGCGGACGAUGGGCCCGGUGGAAACCCCUUCGAGGACAACGUAGUGGAUGAUUCGCCCGACGGAAACCCCUUCAAGGACAACGUGGCGGACGAUGGGCCCGGUGGAAACCCCUUUGAGGACAACGUGGCGGAUGAUGGUCCUGGUGGAAACCCCUUUGAGGACAACGUGACGGAUGAUGCUCCUGGUGGAAACCCCUUCGAUGACAAUGAGGCAGACGAUGGGCCCGGUGGAAACCCCGUCGAGGACAACGUGUCCCUCAAGAGCAAUGGGAAGACGUCGACCAAUGGUGACGUCAAGAAGAAGCAGCCUGGAAUCCUGAAGAGUUUCAGGAGUAGCAUCCGACGAGUUGCAGCAAAGAGUCAGAUCUCACCCCGAGUCAAAGGGCCGAAGGGGACGCCUAAAAAGGACGCAACGGGCAAAGAAGUCGCCUCCUCGCCACCACCUCCGUCACCCAGUCUGAGCUCCGGCUCUCCGGUCACCUCUCCUCUGAAGAACAUCGGCACCCUGUUCCAGAGGAAAGAGGAAGAUGAGAACGAGAAACAGAAGACGCUGCCACGUUCAAAGACAGAUCCCAACAUGUCCAGACUCGGAGACUCCUUCCUGAGAAAAGGGGAAAAGCUCCGUCAAAGCCUGAGACUCACCUCCAAGAAGGACAACGAUAAAGCCUCGAAACAGAAGCCACUGGGGCUGGUUCCUGAAGGUUCGCUGGCGGAGAAGAAGGAGAAAGAAGAAGAAGAAGAGGAGGAGGCGAAAGAGGAGAUGGAGGAGACGUACGAGCUGCCAGAGAUACCUCACGCACCGCUGUCAGUGAUGCAGAUCAAUAAGCUGAUAGAGAUGGAGGUUCUGGAGGAGGCUCACCUGAACCUGCUGUCCCUGCGGCAGGAGUUCCAGCAGGAGCAGCAGCAGUACGCUGAGGAUUUGUCUGUGGAGCUGGCCAAGAAGGAGAAAGACCUCAACCUCCUCUACGGAGAGCUGAGGAAGAAGAUCUGCCACAUCGUGCGCGACUCCAACUCCCUUCCCUCCAGAAACAAGGCACUGCUGGUUCCGGUGGCUCGCAUCAUCCAAGAGGAGGAUAGGAGGGCCGAGGAUAGGAGGGCCGAGGAGCCGGGAAGGCUGCCGGACACCUGGAUGGAGGCCUGGAGGGAGGCGGUGGGCGAGGGCGUGAAGGCCAAGGUGCAGAGCGUUCACCUGGAGAAGAGGGAGCAGAACGCCUCCUGGCUGGCCGUCCACUUGGGGCUGCUGGGUAAAACCAUCGUGGAGGAUCUGGAGAACGUGAAGAAGGAGCUGCGCUGGUCCUACCCGCCCAGCUUUAAGGUCUUCAGCACCUAUGUGAGGAGUUAUCACCAAGUGGUCGGGCAGCACCUGAAGAAGCUGGAGAUUCAGGUGACGGAGCUAAAGGACCUGUACGCUCUGCUGGACUGGAUCAUCAACAGAUACAAGAGCGAGAGGAUCAUGGGAAGUCUGUCGCUGCAGCCCGACAUGCAGGCGGAGAGCAGCGACGUGCAGCUGGAGGAGGAGUUCCUGAAGCAGCUCAAGGAGAAAUACUGCAGCAGGGUGAAGAUGGAUUUUUGUGAAAGAGGUUUGUCCACCAGGAGGCAGCAGAGCUCCGUGUUUUCUCAUCUGCUCUGUUUGUCUCCACAGAAAGUGAAAUCCAACGGCAUCAACUCGCGUAAAAUUGACGCUCAGCUGGAGGUGAAAGUGAUUUCUUCCUGCCUGGAGGAGCUGAAGCAGUUUCCAGACAAGUUCGAGUCGGAGUUCCGGCGCCACUGCAGCGCCCUCAGGCCGCAGCCUCUGUGGACCGAGUAUCACAUAACCUACAUCAACAGCUUCGCCUGUUUACAGCAGCACAUGGAGAGCUACCAGGACACCUGUCCAGGUGAGGUGGAAGGCUUCAAGAAGGAGGUGAAGGGGCUGAAUGUCAGGCUCAUGCAGAGCCUGGAGGACCAGUUCAAAGACGACGUAAAGCCGUACCUGAGGAGAAUGAUGACGAGGAAGUGGCUCACCAACGACGAAGACUUCGAGCAGCUUUACCGUCGGACGGAGCAGCUUUCCCAGCACUGCGCCCUAAUGAGGCCUCCGCACGUCCAGACGUUCACGAGUCGAUUGCACUUGCAUGUGGUGAAAGAAUACGUCGGUCAGCUGAUGAAGGGUAACUACUCCUGCAAGAACCGGAAACACGAGAAGGCGGCGGCCAAGAUCCGUCAUCAGUGGAAUCAGCUCAGGGAUCUGUUUGAGGACAUGGAGUCGCCUCACGAGUGGCUUCACUCUGUAGGAGACGACCUGAGCAGCAUCAUCGAACAGAAGAACAAGACGGACAUCAAGAACCAUCUGCAGCCUUUAGUGGAGCACUACCCAGACAUCAGCAGGAAGCACCUGGUGGCUGUUCUGUACUUCAGAGGUUUGCUGAGAGGCCGAGAACACCAGCGGAUCCUGCAGAGACUGGCGGCGCUGAAGAAGGAGCUGAACGUCGACAGCAGCGACAAGAGCCGGUUGUUGUUUGGAGACAUGCAGGUGACGGUGAACACCGACUGUCUGUCCACCGUGCCGUCCUGCUUCAGCUUCCUGCCGUCCUCCAACUGACCACGCUCCCACCUGAAGCGCUGCUGUGAAGCUGACUGUUUCGAUUCUGAGUCUUGGUGGUUUAAACUCGACACACGUGAGUCUGAAGGAUCGGUCUGGUGAUGCUUUCUGUCGCAACAGUGAACUUAUCCGUGAACCAGAGUGGUGUUCACCCAGCGCCUGAUGUGAGUUCCUCCUCUGCAGCACGAAGCUUCACCGUUGCUCAAUAAACUUUCGAACGUGAGUCACGCGGUUGCACAAAGUUUCUCCACUGCAGUCGCUCACGAGAGCAGCUAACGGAUUCAUCAGCAGCUGUUUUAUAGACUCAAACCAUUGAUUUGUGAGCUGGUGGAACCAUCGUGAUGCUGCCGUCGCUCCUCUGCAGCAAAAUCACAUUAUGCAAAUGUACGUUUGGAAACUUUAAGGGUGUGUUUGCUGCAACGUUCCCACCAGAAAGUCAAGUCCAAGACGAAUGGAAGCUUUAGCGCUAUUUAGCCUCCCUGCUAACUGGUUUCCUAAAAGUUCUAAUAAUGUUCUCAAGAAAACAUCUUAUUUUAAAAAAGGAAUUCAUUUCAGAUAAUGUUCCUCAGAAGUCA
Molecule: messenger RNA, 3413 nt
Organism: Stegastes partitus (bicolor damselfish)
Lineage: Eukaryota; Metazoa; Chordata; Actinopteri; Pomacentridae
Gene: exoc3l4
Product: exocyst complex component 3-like 4
Exons: 14
Coding region: 205-2838 (877 amino acids)
Biological process (GO): exocyst localization; exocytosis; base-excision repair
Cellular component (GO): exocyst
Molecular function (GO): SNARE binding; DNA-(apurinic or apyrimidinic site) endonuclease activity; DNA N-glycosylase activity
Source: RefSeq, a predicted model, not a curated record